Molecule: messenger RNA, 465 nt
Organism: Protopolystoma xenopodis
Lineage: Eukaryota; Metazoa; Platyhelminthes; Monogenea; Polystomatidea; Polystomatidae
Source: the annotation of a GenBank genome assembly
UUGUCAUUUCUUUCUCAACAGUCAAUACAGACACCAUAUCCAAGACCUAGUCCCGAUGGUCCUACUAGUGCUGCCCCUAACAGUGAAGACCCUAUUCGACAAUGCCGGGCUUCCUAUCGCAGUUUAUCUCCUGCUUCUAGUGUUGGCCAGCAGCAUCAGCUACAACCUCCUCUGGAUAACGUGUCUGAGGAGAGUGUGGAUGUCGAACUUCCGCCGCCUAUGGUCGAGCUGCAAGCACUGCCGUCCGCAGCCCCUAUGGAACUAGCACAGGAACCACAAGAUCAGCAAAAUCAGACACUAUUGGGCGCUAAUUCCAAGUCAAUCUCAUCGCAACAUUUGGGCUCAGUACUUCCGGCUACCGAUACUACCAAUCCCCAGGUGGACACAUCACUAUCUGUCAGACAAAUAGAUGAUUCUGCCUUGGUGAAUAUUGUAGGAUCUACGAUGAGGCUAUCCUCGCCUGAG